AUGGAUCCCAACGGCAUCUACCCUCGCAACUACGACGAAUCCCUGAUCCGCGAACUCCCUCACCUCCGCAUUGCUCCUCUCCGCGAGCCGGUCUCCUCCCGCACCCUCAGGAUUCCCCUGACCCUCGAACCGAAUGCCAGCGGCAUCCGGGACCCGAAUGGGAUAUCGAAACCUGGCGGAUCCGCAGCGGGGAUCUUACCUCCCCGCAAUAAUGAGGCCAGCGGCCUAGGGAUCGAAGGCAGCGGCGCAAAUACACCUCGUCUGUUGGUCAAGAACGACUUUCAUGCCUCCUCGGAAUCGCUCUCGGAGCCCCAGCCUCCGCCGCGACCGAUAUUACCGGCAUUCGUCAACCUCCGUGCCCUUGAGCGGUUCCCUUACUCUUCGUUUGACGAUGAUAGCCAUCAGUCACGGAAACGGCGGCGCGUGGGUCUUGACGUCGAUGCUCCGUCUGAUUCAUUUGGAGAGCACCUGCAGUUGCCGAUGCCGCAGGCGCAGAAGGAACAAAGACCUCCGCCAUUUGGACCAUUUGCUAUCCUUAACGGAUUGAAUGAGCCUCCGCCUAACGCUGCCUUACUUCCACCCAUAGAGGCUGGCUCAAUAACGCAGCUACUGACCAAACCAUCGCGAGAUAAUCUUGACGUCGUUCCCGAGCCAGAGCCAACGAUACUAGCCACGAGCUUCACCCCCGAGGUUCCAAGUGGUGAAAGGAUUGAGGGUAGGAUUGCGGAUAUUCUGGACUCGCCUAUUGCCGAGAAAGCUAGUCUUCCCGAACCCGUUGCCAACGGCGACAAGACCGAUAAGGCGGAGCCCGAGAGAAAGCCGAGUGUUAUUGAGAAGGAAUUGCAGCCUGCUGAGGCGAUUGAGUCGCCGCCUUUACCCAAAACAAGAGGACGUUGUCGAAAGAACCUUCGGAAAUGGUCCAACGAAGAAACAGUUGCUUUACUACGUGGCGUUAUGAAGUGUGGUAUCGGUAAUUGGAAGGAGGUGCUAGCCCAAGAUGAACCGAGCUUCAACAAGCGCACCGCGUCGAACUUGAAAGAUAGAUUCCGCGUCUGCUGCCCCAACGCCUAUCGUGCCUCGAAACCCGAUGAAGCUCUACAACACCUCCGCGAUGCUCUUACCAAAGUACUUGGGCGGAUGGAAGGUGACUCUUCGGCACCUCCAGGUCUCACCCACAGCGGAUCCACGUCAAGCUUUUCUUCGGUGGACACAAGCCAAAAUAUCCCGGAGAACCACUCUCAAAGUACUUCGGUGCCGGAACGCUCUCAGACACUCUCAAACAACAAGUCCGAGCCCGCGGCAGGGGGCCCAGUUAUACCACAGUCAUACACUCCCGCCAAAGCUAGGCGUCGUUCUCGGCGUCCUUUCACGGCGGCGGAGGAUGAGGCCUUACUCAAGGGAUACGCCGUCCACGGGUUCCAAUGGACACUGAUUCAGCAAGACAAGGAGUUGGAUCUCGGCCACCGUAGAGCGACUGACUUACGAGAUCGUUUCAGAACCAUGUUUCCCCAUGCGUACCGUGACGGAGGCGCGGUUCGUGAUAGCGCCCUGCAAGCUCAGAUCACAAGGGAUGCGGUUUUGAAAGACGGACCGAACCCGGCCGCAAGCAGCAAGCAGAAGCCCCACGAUAGCAAGCCGGCUUCUACCGACAGCCGUCCUAGCAAGCCUGUUAAUCCUGGCGCCAUGGGGACUGUGGACCCAGUGCUGCCUUCGCUAGCACUUCACCCAGUGACUCGAGAGGGCUCGACUGGUGUUGCUCUUUCAGGGCUCUCGUUUCUAUUAGAGGAAGGCCCCGCGAAUGAUGACAGCGUAGACCUCCCGCCGCUGAUCUGGGAUGACCUUCCUUAA
Molecule: messenger RNA, 1848 nt
Organism: Aspergillus mulundensis
Lineage: Eukaryota; Fungi; Ascomycota; Eurotiomycetes; Eurotiales; Aspergillaceae
Product: telomere repeat binding factor family protein
Exons: 3
Coding region: 1-1848 (615 amino acids)
Source: RefSeq, a predicted model, not a curated record